Molecule: messenger RNA, 930 nt
Organism: Gastrolobium bilobum
Lineage: Eukaryota; Viridiplantae; Streptophyta; Magnoliopsida; Fabales; Fabaceae
Product: glutathione S-transferase F9-like
Exons: 3
Coding region: 53-700 (215 amino acids)
Cellular component (GO): cytoplasm
Molecular function (GO): glutathione binding; glutathione transferase activity
Source: RefSeq, a predicted model, not a curated record
GAUAGCUGAUUCUUCAACUUCUCUGCUGUUGAAGGAUUUUUGAAGAGAAACCAUGGUGGUGAAGUUGUACGGUCCCCACUGUGCUGCCUCUAAACGAGCGCUGGUUUGUCUGAUUGAGAAGGAAAUCGAAUUUGAGGUUGUCCCUGUUGAUGUCAGUAAGGGGGAACAGAGGGAUCCUGAGUACCUCAAAUUACAGCCCUUUGGAGUUGUUCCUGUCAUUCAAGAUGGAGAUUAUACCUUAUAUGAAUCUCGGGCAAUAAUGAGGUAUUAUGCAGAAAAGUACAGGUCUCAAGGGGUUGAGUUGCUGGGAAAGACAAUAGAAGAGAGGGGUCUUGUGGAACAAUGGUUAGAAGUUGAAGCACAUAACUUUCACCCACCAGCCUACAACUUGGCCAUUCAUGUUUUGUUUGCUUCAAUGCUUGGUAUGACUCCUGAUCCCAAGGUGAUUGAAGAGAGUGAAGCAAAUCUGAGGAAGGUUUUGAACAUUUAUGAGGAGAGGCUUUCAAAAAACAAGUAUUUGGCUGGGGAUUUCUUCAGUCUUGCUGAUAUUAGCCACCUUCCUUUUAUGGAUUAUAUUGUGAACAAUAUGAAGAAAGAGUACUUGAUUAAGGAGAGGAAGAAUGUGAGUGCAUGGUGGGAUGAUAUAAGCAAUAGACCAUCAUGGAAGAGGAUUCUCCAGCUCUAUAGAGCUCCAAUCUAGUGGCUAAUCAUGGAAACUAUUUAAGUAAUCUAUCAUCUUUGAUCAUGUUAUUAAAGAAUAAAUAAAUGCAUUUUAACCAAAUCCCAAGGGGAUUGAGGGAUUAAGGAUGAGAGUGGGUUCUUUUCAACCUAAUGGAAUGUGUUGAAUUUCUUCCUUCUCUCCUUUCAUAUCCAGUUAUGUUGAAUUUGGGUAUUCCUUUUUGUUCAUCAUGCUAUUUGUUUACAUGUUGU